AUGGCAAGACUACUUGCUGCAGGGCUGAUAGCCCUGAUGACAGUGUCCGUAAGGUCGGAGGGAAUUUUUGAUUGUCUUCGUGAGGAUGACAGCCUUGAGUGCGGGAGGAGAACGACUGACGCGGCUCUUGAUAAGAUAGAGCUGGAGGUCACCGGAAGGAAGAGCCCCAUCAGCUUCAGCAGGAUCGUGGAGGAAUCCGCGGGUCUGUUUGUUGACGGUGUGCAGGCCAUUUUUGGGGCGGAAGACAGUGACUCUGAGGGUCAAGUUGACACUGGCAAUCGUGAAUCACGGCACAAGUUGUUCCUAAAGAAGAAGAAGAAGAAGUUGACGAAGCUGUUCAAGAAGAUGAUACCUUUCCUCAUGCUGAUCAAGGCGAAAAUUUCACUGAUGCUUCAGAUGAUCUCAACCCACUUUCAAUUUAAAUUCUUCAUAAUCGGUGUCCUCAGCAUCAUCAUCAACGGUGUACGGCUUUUUCUAGACUUGAAGAAGAAUCACAAUCCCCACAAGGUCAUCUACUACACAAACGCAGAGCAUCAGCAUCAUUAUGAACAAGAUGAUGAAGCCUACUGGAGACGAUCCGCCGAGAAUGUGGAUUAUAAUCCACAGGAGAGGGCCUACGGUGCUUAUGCACCCAAGCACUGA
Molecule: messenger RNA, 642 nt
Organism: Diachasma alloeum
Lineage: Eukaryota; Metazoa; Arthropoda; Insecta; Hymenoptera; Braconidae
Exons: 2
Coding region: 1-642 (213 amino acids)
Source: RefSeq, a predicted model, not a curated record